Messenger RNA from Daucus carota subsp. sativus, 2680 nucleotides. RefSeq names its product oligopeptide transporter 7-like. The coding region runs from base 272 to 2521 and encodes 749 amino acids. The transcript is spliced from 7 exons. NCBI's taxonomy places the organism in Eukaryota, Viridiplantae, Streptophyta, Magnoliopsida, Apiales, Apiaceae. The record is from RefSeq and is a predicted model, not a curated record. Gene Ontology annotation, molecular function: oligopeptide transmembrane transporter activity. Gene Ontology annotation, biological process: transmembrane transport. Gene Ontology annotation, cellular component: plasma membrane.
CAGGAAAUCCAAAACCUACAAGAUUCUUUUUUCUUCUUUAAUUCCAGAAAAAGAUGAGACUAUGUUUAUUGAAUUUUGAAUUCACAAACAUAUUUACAAAUGUACUGACUACUGUCAUGAUUAAAAGCUGCAAUGAAUUCACAAGUUCACAAGGGUCAUGUUUUCACCCAAUAUCCUGCAUAAUAAUUCACUGUACCUAGUACUAAAGAGUCUAAGAUGAAGACAGGCUAAAAAGCUAGCUGGCUGUCGUCUGAUUUUGAGCAAGAAAAACAUGGAGGAAGAAUCAAUCUCACAUGACAUACAAGCUCCCUUGUUAUCCAAUUCUCAGUCAAGGCUACCGGAAAAACAAGAAAAUGAAAAGCUUUGUGAAGAGUCUCCGAUCAGGCAGGUGGCCCUCACUGUUCCUACCACAGACGACGAGACCCUCCCGGUACUCACAUUCCGAAUGUGGGUUUUGGGGAUUUUCUCCUGCGUGGUCUUGUCGUUCCUCAACAUGUUCUUUUGGUACAGAACCGAACCAUUGGCCAUCACGGCGAUCUCAGCUCAGAUCGCCGUGGUUCCACUAGGCCAACUCAUGGCAGCCAAAAUAACUGACAGAAUAUUUUUCCAGGGAACGAGAUGGCAAUUCACAUUGAAUCCCGGUCCAUUUAACGUUAAAGAACAUGUCCUGAUCACCAUUUUUGCCAACUCUGGUGCUGGUUCUGUUUUCGCUAUCUAUGUUGUCACUGGCGUGAAGAUUUUCUAUGCGCGUCACAUCACCUUCUUCGUCUCUUUGCUGGUUGUCAUAACAACUCAGAUAAUGGGGUUUGGAUGGGCAGGAAUAUUUAGAAGAUAUCUGGUGGAGCCGGCAGCUAUGUGGUGGCCUGCUAAUCUUGUUCAAGUCUCCUUGUUCAGGGCUCUUCAUGAGAAAGAGAAAAGGUCCAAAGGCGGAUUAACUCGUACUCAGUUCUUCCUCAUCGCUUUCAUUUGCAGCUUUGCUUUCUACAUCUUCCCUGGUUACCUCUUUCAACUGUUAACUUCCUUUUCAUGGAUCUGCUGGGUCUUCCCGAAAUCAGUUCUAGCACAACAACUUGGUUCUGGACUCCACGGCCUAGGAAUUGGUGCCAUUGGCCUUGACUGGUCUUCCAUUUCUGCCUAUCUUGGAAGCCCGCUGGCAAGCCCGUGGUUUGCUACUGCCAAUGUUGCCGUGGGUUUUUCGCUGUUCAUGUAUGUUGUCACACCUAUAAGCUACUGGCUCAAUGUUUAUGAAGCGAAAAAAUUCCCCAUAUUCUCUGAUGAUCUCUUUACCUCCUCUGGCCAAAUUUACAAUGUUACAGCCAUCAUUGACUCUAAUUUUCACCUGGACUCUGCGGAUUAUGAACGCCAGGGACCCCUUUAUCUUAGUACACUUUUUGUUAUGACCUAUGGUGUUGGAUUUGCAGCUCUCUCUGCCACUGUUGUACAUGUUUUUCUAUUCCAUGGAAGGGAAUUAUGGGAGCAAAGCAAAUCAAGCUUUAAUGAAAAGAAAAUGGACGUGCAUACAAGACUUAUGAGGAAAUAUAAACAAGUCCCGGAGUGGUGGUUUUUGUGCAUCCUCGUGGCCAACGUAGCACUUACAAUAUUUGCCUGCGAGUAUUACAAUGAUCAACUGCAACUUCCUUGGUGGGGAGUACUACUAGCUUGCACCAUGGCCUUCUUUUUCACUCUUCCAAUUGGGAUCAUCACUGCCAUUACAAACCAGGCACCAGGCUUGAACAUCAUCACAGAAUACGUAAUAGGGUACAUCUAUCCAGGGUAUCCGGUUGCUAAUAUGUGCUUUAAGAUAAUUGGUUGGGUCAGUAUGUCUCAAGCAAUUACCUUCCUUCAAGACUUUAAACUCGGUCAUUAUAUGAAAAUUCCCCCUCGAACAAUGUUUAUGGCACAGAUAGUGGGUACGCUUAUGGCAAGUACAGUGUACUUGAUAACAGCCUGGUAUUUAAUGGAAACUAUUCCUGAAAUUUGUGAAACUGCAUCCUCCAGUUUCACUGUGUGGACUUGCCCGAUAGAUCAUGUGUUUUAUGAUGCAUCCGUUGUCUGGGGAUUAAUUGGACCUCGAAGAACUUUUGGAGAUUUAGGCACUUAUGCGAUGGUGAAUUGGUCCUUUUUGCUAGGAGCAAUUGCUCCAGUUCCCGUCUGGUUGGCUCAAAAAGCAUUUCCUAACCAAGAUUGGAUUAGGCUCAUAAACAUGCCAGUACUUAUAGGCGCAGUAGGAUUGAUGCCAGCAGCUACCGCAAUUAACUACAGUGCAUGGAUUAUGGUUGGAUUUUUAUCUGGAUUUGUAGUGUACAGAUAUAAACCGGAUUGGUGGCAACGGCACAAUUAUGUUCUUUCUGGUGCACUGGAUGCUGGACUGGCUUUUAUGGGAGUGUUAUUGUAUCUGUGUUUAGGAUUGGAAGAUAUUGGUCUUAAUUGGUGGGGUAAUGAACUUGAUGGAUGUCCUUAUGCUUCCUGUCCGACAGCUCAAGGGAUUGUGGUCGAUGGCUGCCCUGUGGUAACUAUGUAGCCAUAAAGAGGAAUCAAGUCAUGCAUUUUUUUCACUGUGGCUUUAGUUCUUGUAAUUGCUUCUGUUGCUUUUGAAAGAAUUAUGCAAAAUGCUGGCAGUCAAUUCUUGCACAAGUUAUGGUAUUACUGCUUAAUGAGUAUAGUUACAUUUAUACCGUUA